UAGAAAAAGGUUGAAUACUUCUGAAACAAAACACUGCAGAUUAAUGUUAUAUGGCUUCGUCUUCCAACGGCUCUGUAUGUUCAGUCAUAGCGGGUCAGUUACAGUUUGCAAUUAUUAACGAUAACUUUCAGUAAUUUAGACAUUGGGCGGUGUUACAGAAAUACUUGCGAAACUCCAGUGAAUUUCUCACGACGACAUUCUAAAAACCACAAACCAAAAUGGCGGAAGCAAACAAGCCGGAAUGCCAGCUCCGCAGACGGCGGUCUUCUGGGAACCCCAACCUGCCCUUGAACCUCGACGUGGGGUACCAGGUCAGCGAGGGCGGGCCCAGCCAGGGCACCCCGUCGCCGAGCUGCGUGAAGUUCCUGCCCAACUCCCGGGAGCCGCGGGAGUCGUCGUCAGCUCACGCCGAGUUCAGGAAGAAACAGCAGUCGUUUGAUAUACAGGUGGAGCUAGUAGAAGAAUGUGAGGAAGAGGAGAUAAUAAUGGACAGUGACGACGACGGCGAGGAGCCGGUGGUGGCGGACCGGCCCAUCACGCCCACGCCAAUACAGGACUUCGCUGCCAACGUCACUUACAAAGAAGGUCAGAUAUCAGGACCACAGCACAGUGACUUCUUGAAGGUGAACACGGCGCAAGCGGAGUGCCUGACCGAUGUCUCCGACGCAGACUCUGAUGGCGAAGAAUAACUUCCUACUAUAAUAUACUUCUAUCUACUAUGUAUUAUUUACUUA
Plutella xylostella (diamondback moth) is the source of this 734-nucleotide messenger RNA. RefSeq lists its product as uncharacterized. Lineage: Eukaryota; Metazoa; Arthropoda; Insecta; Lepidoptera; Plutellidae. The record is from RefSeq and is a predicted model, not a curated record.